Adineta steineri is the source of this 1734-nucleotide messenger RNA. The record is from the annotation of a GenBank genome assembly. NCBI's taxonomy places the organism in Eukaryota, Metazoa, Rotifera, Eurotatoria, Adinetida, Adinetidae.
AUGCGUGUCUUGAUCGAGUUUAUAUUUAUCUCGACAUUUCUUAUUAUUUCACAAGUUUCAAGUCAAAAUCAAUUUAAUUCCUCAAUAACCUGUUAUACGAGAUAUGAAUCUGAAGAUACUAUACUUAAAGGAUCAAAUACUGUGAUUGGUCAUCAAUAUCAUCAAACUGAAACUACACGAUAUGAAGUAGCUAACGAACCAUGUUCCAAAAUCGGUUGUGCUUGUUUUAGUUAUCAAAGUGCAUGUAGUAGUUUAUCACGAGGAUCUAAUCAUGUUUCGCGAUGUACCGAUAUUGAUCGACAAAAUGGAACAAUAAAGUGGCAUCACGGAUGGACAUCGUAUGCUAAAUGUGAAGAAAUGAUGCGUCAACCACAAAUAUAUCACAGUUUAACAUGUUGCUAUACAGAUCGUUGCAAUAAUCAACCUGGAAAGACUAUAACAAUUGUUGACAUGCCAAACGUAUUUCCAAUUCAACCAGUUUAUGGUCAUGCACCACCGCAAUCAGUGCCUGACUCGCAUACAUCACCACAACAGUACGAAACUAAUAAUUACCCAUCGCAACAAUCAUUACCUGACUCGCAUAGAUCAGAGCACUAUGAUCCUUACGGAUAUCCAUGGCGACAACCAUUGCCUGUUCAACAUAAUCCACCACAACAACAUGAUACUUAUGAUCAUGCACCACAACAACCGUCGUUUGUUACACAUAAACCACCACCACCACAGCCACAGCAACAAUAUGACACUAAUACUCAACCAUCUCCGCAACGAUCGCCUGUGUCAAAUACACCACCACAAGAACUUAUAAUUUGCACUCAUCCAACUACAUUAUCAACGCGUAUUUCGCGUAAGACAUCAUCACGAUUAACCACUCAUACACGCUUGCCUGAUCAAAGAAAACGAAAAAUAGUGGCUUGGGGUACGAAUCUUCUCUUCUUUAUGGCGACGAUUGGCUUAGCCAUUUUCGGAAGUAUAUUUUAUCGUUCUAUAUCACGGGUUUCGUCACCAAUAUUACACGCAGAAAAAAAAAUUGUUAAAUCAAUUCAAAUGAAUAAACCAUCUGCAAUUAUUCCAGCAUCUGAUAAACAUACUGCUAGUUUAAUUUUUUUCCAUGGUCUUGGUGAUGUUGGAGAAAGUUGGCUUCAGGCAUUCAAAUUUUACAAAAUUCCAAAAGAUAUGCAACAUGUGAAAUUUAUAUUUCCAACAGCUCCUAUUCGAAAGAUAACAUUGAAUAAUGGAUACCCAAUGACUGGUUGGUUCGAUGCAUUUGGUCUUAAUCGAAGUGCAAAAGAAGAUCAAGAAGGGAUAUUAGAAUCAUCAAAAUAUUUCAAUGAUCUAAUCCAAGAUGAAAUCGAUAAAGGAAUUCCUGCAGAACGUAUAAUAAUUGGUGGUUUUUCACAAGGUGGUGCAGCUGCUCUUCAUGCGACAUUAACAACUCCUCAUGUACUAGCCGGUGUUUUAGCUCUAUCAACAUGGCUUCCAUUAUCAUCGACUUUUCCACAAGCACUUGUAUCUGGUGAUAAAAAAGUGAAUUUACCAAUUCUUCAAUGUCAUGGAAAUAAAGAUCCAGUCGUUGAAAUGCGAUGGGGUCAGAUGACAGAAGAACUUUUUAAAUCAAUGGGAUUUAAACAAUAUAAAUUUAAAGAAUAUCAAGGAAUGGUGCAUACAUCAAAUGAUGAAGAAAUCAAAGAUGUUGUCGCAUUCAUCAAUCAACAUCUACCUAAGACAAAUACAUAA